UCCAAGGGGGGCUCAGGGGAACUAUGCAUGGAGCUGGGCCUCCUAAAGGAGGUUUCCAGGAGCUGUUGUGAAUGGGGAGCCGUGUCAGCUGACGAGGAGUUUGUAAGGGAUUGAAUCAGGGGCACAGAGUGAAGCUUAACAAGGCUUUUCUGAGACUUUAAAAUUAUCUUAUUCUGAAGUAAUAGUUCCAAGAAAGCUGAAACCAAGAGAUGACAGAGACACCAAGGAGAAGGUGUCUUAUCGAAUUAAAGUAGAAGGAAAGUUCCAUAUUGUUCACCUACUACAGAAGAAAAUGUUCAUAGCCCCAAAUUUCCCAGUUUUUACUUACAAUGAGAAGGGAGACUUGAUAACAGAUUAUCCAUAUAUACAGACGUAGCAGAAAGGGCAAGAGGUCCAGAGCUGUGGAGCCUGGAGUGGAAAAGAAUGUACUUGGAGGAGAGAUUGUUGGAGCUGGUAUCCAGGUAUCAGAGAGAACUGAUAGAACUGGAUCAACAGAAGCUUGUUGACCAGGUCAAACACAGCUGGCUCAAAGAGGAGAAGAGAGUCAAGUCAUGCCCAUGGGACCAAAGAACAAGGACAUCUGACAUGCCUUAACAGCAGCUAAAAGGCAAUCAGGAUGAUUGCUACUACUCUGGAUAUGUGGAGGAUGUCCCAGAAUCUGUUGCAGUUCUCAGCACCUGCUCUGGACUCUGGUAAUGUAGACUCCUCAGUAUGCUAGACUGCAAACAUUAUUAAUUUUCUUCUUCUGAAAUGGAAAGGUAGAUUGAACAUAACAGAAUAACUGGGGCCAUUUGAUGAUUUACGAUUUAAACUAUGAAAUUGAACCUGUUAAAUCUUCCUCUACAUUUCAACAUGUUAUUUAUCGAAUGGCAGCUGAAGAUUCACCUGAUCGAUGUGGAGUAACUGAUGACGAUAUCAAAGAUCAAGCUGCUAAAGGCAGAGAACAUCAAAUAUCUAUGGUUCAGAUGGAGAGACAACUUGAAGUGGAUAAAGGUGAACUAGACACUUUGUACACAUCUACCAGAUAUUUAGAGUGUUAUUUUGUUGCAGACAAAGCAAAGUUUUUAUUUGAAGAUUCCAAUGAAACUUUGUUGACAUUGAAGAUGGUUCAAUAUAUCCAUUUUACAAGUGAGAUGUACCGUCCAUUUGGUCUUCAUGUUGUUCUUAUUGGAUUAGAGCUUUGGACAGAAAGGGAUCUCAUUACAAUUACUCACCGUUUGGGUGACAGUCUUGGAUUUUAUUCAGCCUAUGCUGGAAAGUUCCUUAUGGGCCGUGUACGUUUCGACCACACAGAAUUAAUUUUGGGUGGACGAUAUCCAGGGGGUCUUGGAUUUUCAUAUGGAGACAAUCUGUGCACUAGAGCUCCCUCAGUAGCUGUUGUCAAAGCAAGAGGUAAAUCAGCGCUCUAUGAUGCAACCAUUAUUGCACAUGAGAUGGGCCAUUCUCUUGGCUUAUCUCAUGAUGAUGAGAAGACAUAUGCAGCUAGAGGUUGUGUUUGCAAAUGCCCCAAAAAAGGAAAAUGUAUCAUGUGGUCAUAUAGCCCGUGGUACAUAUGCACAGAGUUCAGUAACUGCUCCAGAGCAGACUAUUUCAACAUGAUAAGAAAACCAGGAAAAACUUGCCUUCUUAACAUACCAGAAAAGAAAAUAUUUGGAACACAGAUGUGCGGUAAUGGUGUAAUAGAAGACGAGGAGGAGUGUGACUGUGGUAUGGAUGAGGUGUGCCUACGAAGUGGUUGUUGCCUAUCCAAUUGUACAAUAAAGCCAGGUGCUGCUUGUGUUUCUGGACUUUGCUGCAAAAACUGUCAGUUUCAUAGACAAGGGAAAAUAUGCAGAGAAAGUAUUGGUGAGUGUGACCUUCCUGAGUACUGCAACGGGACUUCAAACUGGUGCCCAGAGGAUGUAUUUAAGCAGGAUGGAACUCCAUGCAGUGACAAAGACUGUUGUUUCCAAGGGAGAUGCCAUAACCACGAGAGACAAUGCAAAGCUAUAUUUGGCAAAGCAGCACAUCUGGCCCCACUGAGUUGUUUCAAAGCAGUGAAUACUGAAGGUGACCGGUGUGGCAACUGCGGUGGGGAUGGACUUACUUACAAUAAAUGUGAAGAGAAAGAUGUCUUGUGUGGAAGACUGCAGUGUGUUAAUGUUAAAAAAAUACCUCAAAUGAAAAGUCUUGGGUCCAUAGUUCAAACUCCAGUUGAUGAUAUCUUGUGUUGGGGUACAGAAUUUCAUGCUGGGAGGGACAUGGUGGAUGUUGGCUCAGUGGGAGAUGGCACCACAUGUGGUGAGAACAAGAUAUGUAUAAACAGGACAUGUGUCAAUAUAGAAAUUCUGGAUUACGAUUGUAAUUACACAAAAUGCAGUAACAGAGGGACGUGCAACAGUAAGAAAAACUGCCAUUGUAAUUUUGGUUGGGCCCCUCCAGACUGUACAUUAAAAGGAUUUGGAGGAAGUGUUGACAGUGGACCCCCUCCGACUGCCAGUAUGUCCAGUAGUGACAUUGUCAUCAUGGGAGUAGCAAUUGGAAGCAUACUUCUUCUUCUUCUGGUUCUCAGCUUUGCCGUGCAUAAAAGAGCUCAAAUUGCUCGGCUCUUUAGCAGGUCCUCCAGAAAAAGACAGACAACACAAGGUGAUUCUGGUGCUGCAGACACAAAGAGUGUGAAGAAGAAAAGCAGUAUACAGUCUAAAAAGUAGAGGGGAAGCUAUUUGUUUAACAAAACACAGGAUACUGGAAGAUUGAAAAAACAAUGUUUUUGAUCAGUUCAGCCAUUGAAAGAACAUAUGGAACCCUGCUGAGAUACUUGUGUGUCAAAAUUCCCAGUUUUGUGGGAUUCAUGGAGA
This is a messenger RNA of Mauremys mutica (yellowpond turtle), 2837 nucleotides long. RefSeq names its product disintegrin and metalloproteinase domain-containing protein 20-like. Gene Ontology annotation, cellular component: external side of plasma membrane; plasma membrane; sperm head plasma membrane. NCBI's taxonomy places the organism in Eukaryota, Metazoa, Chordata, Testudines, Geoemydidae. Gene Ontology annotation, molecular function: metalloendopeptidase activity. The record is from RefSeq and is a predicted model, not a curated record. Gene Ontology annotation, biological process: proteolysis; male gonad development. Bases 795 to 2690 code for a protein of 631 amino acids. The transcript has 22 exons.